Messenger RNA from Bombus pyrosoma, 2907 nucleotides. RefSeq names its product armadillo repeat-containing protein 3. The record is from RefSeq and is a predicted model, not a curated record. NCBI's taxonomy places the organism in Eukaryota, Metazoa, Arthropoda, Insecta, Hymenoptera, Apidae.
CAAUAUUCGUGUCAUACAUUUUAUUUAUUGUAUAUUAUUACAAAUAUUCAGUGUAGAACUCUAUAAAUCAUGCUAAACAUAAAUAAUUUUUCAACUUCUACUGAGAGAUAAAGAAGUAUGGGACCAAAACAAGUAAAAAAAUGUGUAUCCAACGGUAAAACACGAGUGGACCGAGAACAGCAAACGAAAAACCAGUUCGACCCUCUCCGUUUAGAGGUGAAAUAUCCUGGAACAGCAAUAUUAUUGCUGCAAUGUCAGGAAAAGCCUAUUCUGUUAGCUGCAGCGGCAGCUUUGGCAAAAUUUGGUAGCAAAUGUCAGGAGAACCUAGAAGUUUUGUUUGAUCUUGAAAUUGUAGAUAGCGUGAUACUACUGAUUACACAUGAGGAUUUAUUUACACGAAGAUUCGCAGCAAAAUUGUUGGCCGAAAUGGUAGCCAUCUCCAACGUCCGUGAUUUCCUGUUGGACACCGAGUAUUAUAUCCCGCAUUUCAUUAAAGUCCUUAUCAACGAACAGGAUAUCUUCAUGCAUGAAUUCUCUUCCUUGAUCCUAGCAGAAAUGACUAAAGACAUGUUUGGAGCAGCGCAAUUACUAAAACAGUGUCAGGAUAUGAACUUCCUAUUCGAAAGACUUCAAUCACCAGAUCCUGAUGUGAAGAAGAACACUAUGCAAAUUAUAUAUAAUCUAUUACAAGAUCCUGUGGGAGCGAAGGAGAUCAUUGAGACUAAGAAUUUUAACAUGGAACUCGUUUACGAGCUUUUUAACUCCCCAUAUACUGAGAUACAAAAGCUUGCACUCGAUGUAGUGGCCGAUCUAGUACGAAGAAAUAAAGAUGAUUAUCUGCACGAUCACUUUCGGCGCACGAAUGGACUUGAAGCUUUAUUGAAAUUUUUGGAUAACAUCGAGUGGGAAGAUCUUCAUAUGGAUGCACUCCGGAUCCUUCGCUUUGCCUGCGACAAUCCCACUACAGUAGAAUUGUUCGACGACAUCGGCGGUAUCAAACAGAUAUUAAAGUACAUAGAAGACACAUCACACUCAAAGCUUUUUAUGGAAGCUCUGGAUAUAGCUGUCCGUUUAUCACACACGUCUAGGGGCAGAAAAGCCUUAUAUACCUAUGGGAUCGUCGAUUAUUUAUUGCGUACAUUAAUGGGGAACGUACAAGCUAACAUGUAUGAAAUCAGUUGUCAUGGUAUCGGUAUGAUGACUUUGUACAAUCAAGCAGCCAAGGAAUUAACUGCUAGCAAUUGUGUGAAACAUGUUUUAGAUGUAUUAAAGAACGAAAAUUUGAAAUUUUCCGCUAGACAGGCGGCUUUAUUCGCUUUAAAUCAACUGCUGAAGUGCGACGUGAAGAAUUGUCAAGAAUUAUUAGACAUUCACGGACAGAAUUAUUUGUUAUGGCUGAUGAAACAAACAGGGGGAAAAGUCCCUGUUGAAAUUCUGGUUGGAGUCAUAGAAUGCAUCAUUACAAUAGCAAGAAACCAGGCUUUGAGAGAUACUAUAAUUACGGGAGAUAUCAUCGAUGCCAUAUGUGCAUCUUUCGAAUUGAGCUGUAUAUCGAUGAAUGAUUUCAAAAUCGCUUGCUGUAAAGCUCUGUCCACCAUGUGUAUCGAGAAGAUCGGGAAGCAAGAAUUUCUGAAGGCUCAAGGGCCUGAAAGAUUAUAUAAUCUAUUGUGCGACGUUAAAUCGAUCCCGAUAAGGAACGCAGCCGCCCAAUUGAUUCAAUUAUUAUGCGCAGAUCCGGUUCUGGCAGAUACUUUCGUACAGACGCAAUUUCAUCGUACGAUUUACGAAAAUGAUAAUUAUAGCAUGCUGAACAACCGAUCGACGGCGCGAGUAGUUCCUUCAUGGGACACAUGCAUAGAAGUCUUGUUUGACGCGCAUCUGCCGAUCAAGUUCGCUUUAACUGGACGACUUUCUUUGCAUGACAUCACACGAGAUGGAUUUUAUGUACUCCGAAGAAACGUCUGCGCUUUUCCCAUAUUGGAUGAUGUUUUCCGAUUCAAGUUCUGUCCCUUGGAACCUAUCUACGUGGUUAAUUGCAUUCGUGAGGAACUACAUGAAUCGAACUUGGAAGAGGGUAAACAAGAAAAUACACAUACCAUCAAUAAGAGAAACGUUUUCUUGUCCCAGGCAAUAUUACAUUUAACGAUGGAUUCCAAAUUUUGUCGCCUACAGUGCGAUUCAUAUCUCUAUGAUUACAUAGAAUUGUUUAAAUGCAAGUUAAUCGCCCGGAGUCGAAAGACGUGUAAGAAAAUUAUUCUAAGUUUUUCUCCGCGUGAAUCCUAUAAGUAUCAUGGUUUUCUAUUCAGAGUGUCAAAGACGACACAAGGAUUUGUAAAUAUUAACUACGUGGCCUCGCGUGCUAAGAUGCUGGCCAAGUUUGUGGUCCAACAAAUGUCAGGUCCGGAUCCUCUAAUCAGAUGCGUGGAUCACCAGCUAGAAAUUCAUUUGAAGGAAAUCAAAGAAAGUAUAGAAACUAGUGUAAUCCCGUUGGGAAUGUUGAGAGUUGGUUCCUAUCUCGAAAGAGCCUUGCUUUUCAAAGUAAUCGCUGAUAGAGUACAUUUACCAGCAGCUUUAGUACGAGGACAGUAUGGAAAAGCCUGGAUCGAAAUUGCAGUCCCGGAGGUGAGAGUCCCAAUUGAGGAAGAGACUUUUCACUGUUAUCUAAAGAGAGACCUAUCUUGCCCAGAAGUUAUCACAAUCAAUGAACCUCUAAAAGAAUACCCUCAAAAAUACGAAGAUUCAAGUCUUACUCCCAAAGAUCAUUGUUCAUCGAAUUUCCCAACGAAAUUAUUAAAACCGAAUUUUAUCGUUGAUUUGAUGGACUGUCCCGGAGACUUGUUGCCAAUUGGCAGUAAUCGUGCCAGAUUAUACUGUGAAAAAAAAUUAACCUGCGAUACUGUGUGUUAG